GGGCUGCGAGCGCCCGGAGCUGCGCUGAACUCGCCGGGGACGUCGGGCGCCGGCUCCCUGGCUCGUUCACUCGUUCUGACCGGCUCCCAGCGCCUCCUCCCGGGACUGCGCGGGGACCCGGGCCCGGUUGGGCGCGGGGCGAGCAGAGUCCCCGGGCGGGAGGCGCGCGCUCAGGGCAGCGCCCGGCCCCGGGCAUGGACACAGGGAGCUGGGCGCGCAGGGGGCGCCGCGGGACCGGGCGGCCGGAGCGCUGAGCCAGACAAAGGCUCGGGAGUUGCGCUUGCUCUCGGGAGCCGGGCCCCGGGCGCCCAGGCUGCGGGACCCGGCAGCCGGCGGCUCCGGCCGGCCCUCUCUCCCGUGGGCCGGUUCCGCGUGCCCGAACCUUCCCUGCCCGCUUCUCCUCGGGCGUGGGAAUUUGCCGAGGGGACCUAAGCGGCUCCGGCAGGGACAGGGACCAGGAGGUCUGCCGCGCGCCCGCCGGGCGGGGAGCCAGGGAGCGUCGCAAGUUUCCAAGCCUCGUGCGGGGACCCAGCGCCGGCGAGUGGGGGAGCUCCGCCCGCAGCGCUCCGGACCCCGCUGGGCGCCGAGAGCAUGGGCAGCGAACGGAGCGCACUCGGACGGCCGUCCUGGGCAGGCAGCCUCCUCCGCGGCCGGGAGGCGGCGGCGCGACCGCGAGUGCUGCCGCUGCUCCUGCUGCUUCUGAGCUGCCUGGGCCGCGGCGCAGCGGCGGAGGACGCAGAAGUCAAUGCCGAGAACUGGCUGCGGCUCUACGGCUACCUGCCUCAGCCCAGCCGCCACAUGUCCACCCUGCGCUCGGCCCAGAUCCUGGCCUCGGCCCUCGCCGAGAUGCAGCGCUUCUACGGGAUCCCGGUCACCGGCGUGCUGGACGAAGAGACCAAGGCGUGGAUGAAGCGGCCUCGCUGCGGGGUGCCAGAUCAGUUCGGGGCGCGCGUGAAAGCCAAUCUGCGGCGGCGGAAGCGCUAUGCCCUCACCGGCAGGAAGUGGAACAACCCCCACCUGACCUUCAGCAUCCAGAACUACACGGAGAAGCUGGGCUGGUACCACUCGCUGGAGGCGGUGCGCCGGGCCUUCCGGGUGUGGGAGCAGGCCACACCCCUGGUCUUCCAGGAGGUGCCCUACCAGGACAUCAGGCUGCGGCGGCAGAAGGAGGCUGACAUCAUGGUCCUCUUUGCCUCUGGCUUCCAUGGCGACAGCUCACCCUUUGACGGCACAGGCGGCUUUCUGGCUCACGCCUAUUUCCCGGGCCCUGGCCUGGGUGGGGACACCCAUUUCGACGCAGAUGAGCCCUGGACCUUCUCCAGCACAGACGUGCAUGGGAACAGCCUCUUCCUGGUGGCCGUGCACGAGCUGGGCCACGCGCUGGGCCUGGAGCACUCAAGCAACCCCAGCGCCAUCAUGGCGCCGUUCUACCAGUGGAUGGACACCGACAACUUCCAGCUGCCCGAGGACGACCUCCGGGGCAUCCAGCAGCUCUACGGCACCCCAGACGGUCAGCCACAGCCCACCCAGCCCCUCCCCACUGUGACACCCCGGCGGCCAGGCCGGCCAGACCAUCGGCCCCCCAGGCCUCCCCAGCCUCCACCCCCAGGCGGGAAGCCAGAGCGGCCCCCAAAGCCAGGCCCCCCAGUCCAGCCCCGAGCCACGGAGCGGCCUGACCAGUACGGCCCCAACAUCUGCGACGGGGACUUCGACACGGUGGCCAUGCUGCGUGGGGAGAUGUUCGUGUUCAAGGGCCGCUGGUUCUGGCGGGUCCGGCACAACCGCGUCCUGGACAACUACCCCAUGCCCAUCGGGCACUUCUGGCGCGGUCUGCCCAGCGACAUCAGCGCGGCCUACGAGCGCCAAGACGGGCGCUUUGUCUUCUUUAAAGGGGACCGCUACUGGCUCUUCCGAGAAGCAAACCUGGAGCCCGGCUACCCGCAGCCGCUGACCAGCUACGGCCUGGGCAUCCCCUACGACCGCAUCGACACGGCCAUCUGGUGGGAGCCCACGGGGCACACCUUCUUCUUCCAAGAGGACAGGUACUGGCGCUUCAAUGAGGACACGCAGCGUGGAGACCCCGGCUACCCCAAGCCCAUCAGUGUCUGGCAGGGGAUCCCCGUCUCCCCCCGAGGGGCCUUCCUGAGCAACGACGCAGCCUACACCUACUUCUACAAGGGCACCAAGUACUGGAAGUUCGACAACGAGCGCCUGCGCAUGGAGCCCGGCUACCCCAAGUCCAUCCUGCGGGACUUCAUGGGCUGCGAAGAGCCGGGACCCCGGUGGCCCGACGUGGCUCGGCCGCCCUUCAACCCCGACGGGGGUGCGGAGCCCGGGGCGGGCGGGGACAGCCAGGAGGGCGACGAGGGCCGUGCCGGGGAGGAGGACUCCGGGGCCGACGAGGACGGGGGCAGCCGCGUGGUGGUGCAGAUGGAGGAGGUGACCCGGACAGUGAACAUGGUGAUGGUGCUGGUGCCGCCGCUGCUGCUGCUCCUGUGCAUCCUGGGCCUCACCUACGCCCUGGUGCAGAUGCAGCGCAAGGGCGCGCCCCGCAUGCUCCUGUACUGCAAGCGCUCUCUGCAGGAGUGGGUGUGACCCGCCGCCUCCUGCUCCUCACGGUGCUAGGGGCCAGGCUGGCGGCGCCUGCGGUUCCGAGACUGCGCCUGGGGCACCCUGAGGAGCCCUCCGCAGCCCCCUCAGCCCCUGGGUGGGGCCCCCCAGGCCCUUCAACAUCCCUGCCAGCCCUGCCCCCCAUGUUUAUUUAUGCCCAGGAAUUUUUUUUUUUUUUUUUUUUUGCACACUAACUGAGCAUUGGUUUCUACUUUCCCCGACCAGGGGCAGUUCCCAGGGCAGGGGGUUAGAGCUUCCUAAAUGGGGUUUUGCUCCAGGGAAUUAGGUCCACACCCACCCACCCACCUUGGCCGUGGCCCCAGCCAGCAAAGUGGAGGGUUGGAAGGCCCAGGUGGGGAGGCGGCUGUCAGGCUGUCGAGGUUCUUCCCGCCCCGAGCCCUCCGCAGUGUGAGCCCCGGGGCCAGAGCCAUGCGCUCUGUUGGCUUUGGAGACAGGUGGGGCCUCACUGGUCUCCCCCCACCUAAGUCCUUCUCUGCCUUAGGAACAGCUUUCGCCCAGGGCCACCCCCAAUCAGAGGGGCAGGGGACCCCGGGCUGCCAGUCUCUGCUGAGUUUCAGUUCCUUCCCAGCCAGCCUCUAACAAUCCCAGUUGCCUGGGCUCCCUGUGCCUAAGGACCCCACCCUGCCCCUGGCCAGUGGAGGGGCCAGCAGCCCCCAGCUCCCUCAUACCCCUUGAGCCCACACCUCCUUUUCUCUCUAGAGAAGGGGUUCUGGGCCCGCCUUACCAAGGACCAAAGGGGGUCUGCCAAGGCCCCUCCACCCCAGGAGCCUCGCCUCCCGGCUGGGCCCCAACUCCCUGUCUACCUUCUCCUCCGUGAGCUGUGAGACCCACCUUGGACUCCUUCCCUGGGCCUAAUCCUGCCUUCUCUCACCCACACCACUGUCCUCAGGGGUCUUGGGACCCCACCAGCCUCAGGCUGCAGCUGCCAGUAUCCCAGGUCUCCUGGGGAGAUGGGGCAGAUGGGUGCCCCGGCUGGGGUGCUGGAUGUCACAGAGUAUGCCCACCUGUGUGGGUGCCCACAACCCAUCAGGUGCCAGGCUUGGGGCAGGGGUUCCUCCCUUCCAGCUCCUGGUCCCCCAGGGCACUAACGAGAGGGGCCAGCGGGAGCCCACUGUAGCCUGGAGACUCACCGGCUGCUGGGCUCAGCCCUGGGGCGGAGAUGCUUCCUCCUUGGAGCAGGCCGAGGUGAGCUGCUGUGGGAAAUGGUACUGUACAGCCGGCUCCGUCCCUUCCACGUCCCUGGAGCCCUGAGCAAGCGGGUCUGCCCCCCCAGAAUCCCGAGGGCCCCGGAGGGAGGGGCUUCUCACGGGCAGAUCAGCUGCUUUCGCCCCUCCAUCCACAAAACCUGAGAGCCAGCCGAGGGGCGGGGCGGGUCCGUGUCCACCCCCGUAUGUUUCUUAUUGUAAAUAAUCUGCACUGAUUAAAUUGUGUGGCCGGCGA
This is a messenger RNA of Phyllostomus discolor (pale spear-nosed bat), 4071 nucleotides long. It is a transcript of the gene MMP15, whose product is annotated as matrix metallopeptidase 15. The transcript has 10 exons. The coding region runs from base 592 to 2595 and encodes 667 amino acids. The record is from RefSeq and is a predicted model, not a curated record. Lineage: Eukaryota; Metazoa; Chordata; Mammalia; Chiroptera; Phyllostomidae. Gene Ontology annotation, cellular component: extracellular matrix. Gene Ontology annotation, molecular function: metalloendopeptidase activity; zinc ion binding. Gene Ontology annotation, biological process: collagen catabolic process; extracellular matrix organization; proteolysis.